AAAUUUCAGGAAUAGGAAAGAAACUGUCACUGUUCAGCUGUCAAAGAUUUUGUUUGUGUUGUGGUGUAUUUGUAAAUUUUCGUUUCGUGAUUUUUUGCGCAUUUACGAAUUAUAAAAGCUACAAUGGGCGAAAGGUACAACAUCCACAGUCAGCUCGAGCACUUGCAGAGCAAGUACAUUGGCACGGGGCACGCCGACACCACCAAGUACGAGUGGCUGACCAAUCAGCAUCGAGACUCAUGCUGCAGCUACAUGGGCCACCCAGACUUGCUGAGCUACUUCGCCAUUGUUGAGAAUGAGUCUAAGGCCAGAGUCAAGUUCAACUUGAUGGAGAAGAUGCUCCAACCGUGCGGACCGCCGCCGGAGAAGCCGGAAGACUAAUUUUGAGUAUUUUUUUUAGGUUAUGUGACUAAUUGCUAGAUUCUAUACUAUCUGAUACUAUCCUAUUGCUUACCAUAAUAAUAUUUAUUUCAGUAAGAUGUAUAAUGUAUAACUCAUAACAAAACAAAUUACUUCAACAACAUAGUUGGCAAAUGUUAAAAUAGAUGGGAUAUAGAAACUGGCAAAAACUGAUUUUAUUUAUAAGGAUAAAAUAAUAUGAAAAAAAUAAACACAGUAAACUUCA
Molecule: messenger RNA, 625 nt
Organism: Plutella xylostella (diamondback moth)
Lineage: Eukaryota; Metazoa; Arthropoda; Insecta; Lepidoptera; Plutellidae
Gene: Sf3b5
Product: splicing factor 3B subunit 5
Biological process (GO): mRNA splicing, via spliceosome
Cellular component (GO): U2 snRNP; precatalytic spliceosome
Source: RefSeq, a predicted model, not a curated record